UUUCAAAGUACUAUAGUUGAAGAAAAUAAUCCCUCAUAUAUUUUGCUAAUUGCUCAGAAUUAAUGGAUUCUUUUGGAGAGGCAAUUGACAUAAAAAUGGAAAUAUUUGAGGCAAUUGAAGAUAACUAUGGAGGAGUUAUUGUGAACAUGAAGAAGGAGGAGCCUAUGGAUUCUCUUAAAUUUCAUACUAUGCUAAGGGUUUCCAUUUCCCAUUGGAAGCUAAAGGGGAAGAAGGGUGUUUGGAUUAAGUUGCCCAUAGAACUUGCUCAUCUUGUUGAUGCAGCAGUGAAGGAGGGAUUUUGGUAUCAUCAUGCAGAGGCAACAUAUUUGAUGCUUGUCUAUUGGAUUCCUCAUGAAAUACCUCAUACUUUUCCUGCUAAUGCUUCUCAUCGCGUUGGUAUUGGUGCUUUCGUCCUCAACGAACAAGGACAGGUGCUGGUUGUUAAAGAAAAUUCUGGAAAAAUCACUGGGACUUGGAAACUGCCUACUGGCGUUGUUGAUGAGGGCGAGGAUAUAUGUAUGGCAGCCGUUAGAGAAGUGCAAGAAGAGACAGGGAUUGAGACAGAAUUUGUUGAACUCCUUGCCUUCAGACAAAGCCACAAAUCCUUCUUUGGAAAAUCGGAUUUGUUCUUCAUAUGCAUGCUGAAACCACUCAGUUUCACUAUCAACAAGCAAGAUGCUGAGAUUGAGGAAGCUAAGUGGAUGCAAAUGGAAGAAUAUGCAAGUCUAUCAAAGUUGAACCAAAGUGAACUCUCCAAAAUUAUAGCCAAUAUAUGUGUUAGCAAGAAAGAGAAUCAGUACGCUGGCUUCUCUGCUCUUCUUACUACUGGGCAUUCUGCCAAGAAGUGCUAUUUAUACUCUAAUAAUAUAUAAUAUAUGAUACUCACAAUAAUUAUAAUUCUCUUUUAUGCAUAUGUUUGCAAUAAGAAUAAUUAUAUGUAUGUUUGCAAUAAGAUUUUUCCAUUAGGAAGAAUUAAAAUCUAGACUAAGGUUGUAGUUUGAUCAUAUGUAAUGUUUUGGCAAUACAUAAGCCAUAUUGAUAUUUGGAAAUAAAAUAAUUAUUUGGGUC
Molecule: messenger RNA, 1068 nt
Organism: Solanum dulcamara
Lineage: Eukaryota; Viridiplantae; Streptophyta; Magnoliopsida; Solanales; Solanaceae
Product: nudix hydrolase 2-like
Exons: 9
Coding region: 63-872 (269 amino acids)
Molecular function (GO): ADP-ribose diphosphatase activity; NAD binding; NADH pyrophosphatase activity
Source: RefSeq, a predicted model, not a curated record